CUUAUUAAGUUUACAUAUUUUAUUUUUUAUAAAAAAUCUAGUAUAGUAAAAGACCUAGUAUACGUAUUUAUUAAAGUUAUAUUUUUAAACUAUAGUUUACUAAAAGAAAUUAUUUUUAAUAAGAAUAAGCUAUUUAUUUCGAAAUUUUAA
Colletotrichum costaricense is the source of this 150-nucleotide messenger RNA. RefSeq lists its product as uncharacterized. The annotation marks the transcript as partial. The transcript has a single exon. The record is from RefSeq and is a predicted model, not a curated record. NCBI's taxonomy places the organism in Eukaryota, Fungi, Ascomycota, Sordariomycetes, Glomerellales, Glomerellaceae.